AUGUCUUACGAUCGAGUGCUUCCCAACCCUGUUGCUCUACGCUAUGAGUCUGUUCAAGUCCCCAUAGCUAGACCGAGCAACCUCCUCGAGCAUAAGAUCAUGAACGAAGAUUUGUCCAAAUCAGCCAUGGCCAUGCGAUAUCCUACCGAGGGUGGUCCGGUCGGGCCAUCUAUCAGAUACGCCGAUGCUCGGUCAACGGGGAUCUCCCAAACUCAUCACCAUAUGUCAUCCCUGAAUGAAGCCAAAUCCUCAAAUGGUGUGAAGCCCAUGGGCCCGAUGCUCUCCACCAAGGAGCUACCCAUGCGGGACCGCUCAGAUCGAUCAUCGUCCUCCUCGGCCAGCAGUACCAGUCCGGUCAAGUCGAAAGAGAAUACCAUGCAAUUCUGCCUCUGCCAGCCAGAUCCGAAAAUUCCCCGGCCUCGUAAUGCUUUUAUUCUAUAUCGACAGCAUUAUCAGGCUAUGGUUGUGGCACAUAACCCGGGCCUGGCCAAUCCUGAGAUCUCUAAGAUUAUUGGCGAACAGUGGCGCUCUCUUUCGGAUGAUGAUAAGAGUAAAUGGAAGGCGCUUGCAGAGGAGGAAAAAGCUCGUCAUCAGCAGCAAUAUCCCGAUUAUCGCUACCAGCCUCGACGGUAUGGUCGGGAUGGUAGCGCUCGCAGCUCAGGCUCAGGGAUCGGCCACAACCCAUCUGGCUCCACACACUGUAAUCGAUGUGGUGGCCGACUGAUGAAUGCACCCGCUUCCCCCAUGACCCCAUUCACACCCAGCAGUGGGCCUAUGUAUCGACCAUCAAAUUUCUCAGUGUCAUCGCCACAUCCAAAUGCCAUGCCACCAAGAAGUGUACAGGGCCGCGAGAAGGAUUACCACUCACAAAAGCCGGCAAAGAUGGAUCAACUUGACCCACGGUCCCGCCAAAGACACUGGGAUGAGCACCCUGGAGGUCGAUCCCCUGAUAAUAAACGCCGUCGAGUAUCCCACGGCUCAUUUAAGCCAACACUACAUCCCUCCUAUCGGGAUCACAGUCCCGGUAGCGGCGCUCCGGAGACACCACACCCAAUGACCCCCUGGAGUGCUCGCCCUGAUAUGCCACCACGUCAUCUUCCCCUGCUGCAGCCACAACGAUCAUAUCAGAGUACUCCGACCCAGUCACACCCCGACCCGAGUCUGAAGCUACCACCACUUCAGACCGCCACAACACCAGCGAUGACACCCAUGACGCCCUAUCCACAAGAAGGCACCAGCGUCGAAGCCACAGUCAUGACAAUCCCCUUCCUCAACAAGAUCAAAGUCCUCGCCAAGAUCUCCCCACCCCUCCUCCCCUCCUUCCGAGACGGCCCCCCACCACCCCGCGGCCCCGUCAUCGCCAUCGACGGCCAAGACCCAGACCUCGUCCAACAAGUCGUCGAAUUCCUAGACAACCUACUAAAAAAGGAAUCCAAAUACCACGUCCGGGUAUUCGACGGCCCAGAAAUCAAACCACCCCGUCCCACAUCCGGAGAAGGCCAAAUGGGCGACGCCACAGUCGACUAUCUCAACACAAUCUCAGCCUGGCACCGGAUCUCCGACGAAGUAGUCGGCUUCGUCAAAUCCGCUUCCAGAGCCGGCUCCGUCGACGCCCGCUCCACAACAGACGAGGAGCCAACUGCUUCAAACGUCUCCCCACGCACCCUCAUCCCGAAAACCGCAAACCUCCACAUCCACUCCCCGGCCCAGUCCAGCGAGAACGGCUCCGAGGCCAGUGCCGUCACGGCGGGCAGCCAUUGCCCCGUCCCCAUCGCCCUCGUCCCCCGCUACCAGCUCACCACCGCAGACGCAUUCGCCUGCUCCACGCCCAUCGGCGACUCCUACGCCCCACUGGACCACUGGCAGUGGAUGGCAUCUCUCUGGCGCGCGUGCGUGGGGCCGGAUAUCACGGUCUACAUCCGCGAAUGCACCAAGGAGGAGCUAGAGCGCAUGGGCGGGAACCCGGUUGAGGUGCGACUGCAAGAUGCACGCACAGUCGUGCUGCGCAAGAUUGCCGGGCGGGAUCUAGAGGAGAAAGCGCUUAGACGGAUGGGUUUUGAGAUUGAGGAUUUUUUGACUCAGUGA
Molecule: messenger RNA, 2085 nt
Organism: Penicillium paradoxum
Lineage: Eukaryota; Fungi; Ascomycota; Eurotiomycetes; Eurotiales; Aspergillaceae
Product: putative HMG box transcriptional regulator
Exons: 3
Coding region: 1-2085 (694 amino acids)
Biological process (GO): negative regulation of transcription by RNA polymerase II; cell differentiation; anatomical structure morphogenesis
Molecular function (GO): DNA-binding transcription factor activity, RNA polymerase II-specific; RNA polymerase II cis-regulatory region sequence-specific DNA binding
Source: RefSeq, a predicted model, not a curated record